AUGGUCCCGCCGCUUGUCAGCACCCGACGGAACGACAUAGAGAUGGAAGAGUCGGAGUCAGGCGAGGAGCCCGUUGCCGGCAUGGUUAUUAGCGUCAUUCUUGCCAUGAUCUCUCUGGUUAUCAUCUCCAGUUUUCUGACUCAAAGAUUUUUAGCGGUCAAAGUCUGGAGCAGACUUCCCCCCGUCCAGUGGAGUAGGUCCCGCCCGGAGCUGGUUUUCGCCAUCUACGCCGAUUCCUUUUUGUUUGUGUUUGCUACUGCCAUACUCCAAUUUGGCUUCGGUGUUGAUAGCUCGGCAUCCAUCUGCGAGUCGGCCAUUUUACUUUGUCUGGCCUGCUACGUCACAACAAAGUUUAUUAUCCGAUCCGGAAGCAAGAAACUCCGGAUACACUCCAAGCUCUACCUUUUCAACACCAUUGUGGUACUUGUGCAUAAUCGGAAUGGAGAGAUACGCCAUGAUUCCACUCAUUGUCUACGACCUGCUCGUCAAUGCCUCUAUGCCUUUAAUAGCUCUCAGCAAACCCGGGGAAAUAGAAGACUGAAGCUGGUGGCCAUGCGGACCCUUAUUGGUUGCAUCUGCACACUCACCAGCAGCGUCGUCAACCUAUCAGUGCUCAUGGGUUUGAAUGGCGAACCUGGAUGGGUGUGUCUGAUGUGUUGUAAUAGUGAUAUCUUAUUCAGCGCCAUCGUCAUCCAAUGGGUAACUUCACGGGACAGCAUCGCUUCGAACAACAACAUCGACUCUCAGACCAUGUCGCAACAGAGACACAGUAACCACGGCGAGGAUGUCUACGAUCUCCGAAGAUCACGACAGCAGGCCAACGGGGGGAUGCUAGAGCAAAAGAACAACUCAUCGACAAAGCGUGCCAGUAUCAAUAGUAGCAGCCUUUCACCAAGGCCCACCCCAAGCACCAAGCCCAUAGCAGACGAUAUAGGGGACAUUGCCCUAGACAGCACGGAUCCGAUGGAGUUGAACGACACAUUGUCAAGCAACAACGCCAACAACCCCUUCAACGAAGACAACCUGAAGCGAUCCGCAACCGGCGACUCAGACGAGAUACGCAUGAUAUCACUGAGUCCCAGGAAGAGGGGCACCAGUGACUCGAUAUCACCGCUAGUGCCCACCACCCAGAUCUCCCCGACAGAGGUGCGCAUCGACGUUGACUACGGAUCCAGCCUCACCCAAGCCAGCGAGGCCGAAGGGGUCAAGCUGGGAAACAGCGUCGUGAUUGCAACAGGUGGCCGCAGUGACGGAUGGAGGCGCGGAAGGAGUUCGUCGCGGAGAUACGAAGAUAGCAGUGACCCUUAGGCGAGUCACAGCAACAGCCGUAAUCGCAGCCGUAGGGAUACCGUCAUCACCUUGAGUGGACAACAGAAUCGCGGAAGCCGUGCAAGUCGUGGUACGGGCAGUGAUCCGAAAUGAUACUUCCAUGGAGGUUCUUGGACGCUUUGGUUAUACGGUGGCUUGGGUUUGUUUUGAUUAAGAGGGAUCGAAUACGCUUGAUAGUCAUGUUGCAUGAGCGGACAUGGGAUACCCAAACGAGAGAGUUGUCUAUGCGUGCUGAUUUUGACGAAGUGCAAGACUAUGCGAGACAAAUAGUUAUACCUGAUGAGAACGAAAGAUUAUUGCACAAUCAUACCCAAAUCAUAUUCCAGAACGACGUCGAUAUUGAUAUAUAG
Neurospora hispaniola is the source of this 1679-nucleotide messenger RNA. RefSeq lists its product as uncharacterized. The transcript is spliced from 8 exons. The record is from RefSeq and is a predicted model, not a curated record. NCBI's taxonomy places the organism in Eukaryota, Fungi, Ascomycota, Sordariomycetes, Sordariales, Sordariaceae. The coding region runs from base 1 to 1308 and encodes 435 amino acids.